AUGCCUGUGAAAUACAGAACACUAGGUCUUUUCCUUUUCCUGAACGAUCUCCAGGAAGCAAAUGAUCAUGAUGUAGAAGAUGAGUCUUCUUUUGAUAAAAAAGCGAUUGAACAAUGUUCCUUGCAACCACAAAUAAAUAUUGAACCAAGAGUUUCUGAAGUUCUUGAAAGCCCAACUUCAUCUCUUAGUAUUGGCUCAAUUCUCGAUACACCAAAAAAAGUUGCUUUGAAGAAGGAACUUUUUGCUUGCAAAAAGGCUUUUAACAGUAAAGAACCACAAAUUAUCAAACUUACGCAAACAAAAUAA
Parnassius apollo (apollo) is the source of this 306-nucleotide messenger RNA. Lineage: Eukaryota; Metazoa; Arthropoda; Insecta; Lepidoptera; Papilionidae. The record is from the annotation of a GenBank genome assembly.